This is a messenger RNA of Puntigrus tetrazona (Sumatra barb), 1886 nucleotides long. RefSeq names its product ubiquitin family domain containing 1 (gene ubfd1). Bases 99 to 971 code for a protein of 290 amino acids. The transcript has 7 exons. The record is from RefSeq and is a predicted model, not a curated record. Gene Ontology annotation, molecular function: RNA binding; cadherin binding. Lineage: Eukaryota; Metazoa; Chordata; Actinopteri; Cypriniformes; Cyprinidae.
AUUUUAAAAUCGCAAAGUCACUACGGGAAGCCGCGGAGCUCAUUCACUGACAGCACGCUCUUUCCCAGAAGCCUUUCCUCAUAUUGUACACAAUCAUCAUGGCGGCGCAGGAUGGAAGUGAGGUAGUAGGAAUGGAGGCUGAGGUCACGCAGAAGGUACCAGAAGUGUUGUGCGAAGCUGCUGGACAAGAAGAUGCAGCAGGGACUGAACAAGCAUCUCUAACCGAUGGUGAAAGCACAUCAGCUCAGCCCGCUGCUGUCAGCAACGGAGAGGAAAGCGACGAAGGGAAAGAGAUGGUGGAAGUGAAAAUCAUUUGGAACAAAAACAAAUACGACCUUAAAAUCCCUUUAGAUGGCACCGGUGCUAAACUGAAAGAGAAGAUUCACACUCUCACUGGUCUUCCACCUGCUAUGCAGAAAGUGAUGUACAAAGGUCUGCUCCCAGAGGAGAAGACGCUUCGAGAAAUCAAAGUUACAAAUGGUGCGAAGAUUAUGGUGGUUGGAUCUACAAUAAAUGAUGUACUAGCUGUAAAUACACCAAAAGAAGUUAUUCAGCAAGAGGUUAAAGCGGAGGAGAACAAAAAGGAGCCAUUGUGCAGGCAAAAGCAACAUAGAAAAGUUUUGGACAAAGGAAAACCAGAGGAUGUCAUGGCAUCUAUAAAAGGAGCUAAGGAACGUCUGCCAACAGUGCCUUUAUCAGGAAUGUACAACAAAUCUGGUGGAAAAGUACGACUCACUUUUAAACUGGAACAGGAUCAGUUGUGGAUCGGAACAAAAGAAAGAACAGAAAAAAUCCCAAUGGGUUCCAUCAAAAAUGUUGUGACUGAACCAAUAGAGGGUCACGAGGACUAUCAUAUGAUGGCAUUUCAACUGGGUCCGACAGAAGCCUCUCAAUAUUGGGUCUACUGGGUGCCUGCACAGUUUGUUGAUGCAAUCAAAGACACAGUUCUCGGAAAAUGGCAGUAUUUUUAACGUGCCUCUAUAGACACUGAAGAAUUGGGAUUCAGAGCGCAAGAUUGAAAACAUUAACUGGAGCCAACACAAUAAUCUGAAGAACCGAUUUUUCUGAAGUAUAUCCAGAGCAAACCGAAGGAUUGCUAUUGGACAAAAUAUUUUGGGGGUUUUAAGUGCACUAAGUGUCAGCAUCCCGUUUUUUCAAACUGUUUCACCACUCGUUUUUUUUAAAGCAAUCCCAAGCAUAAACAGAAAAUUGUACAGAACUUGCAUAUACAUUUCUCGUAGUUAUUCUGAAAGAAAUAAAAAUUAUUUAAGGAAAAUGAUCGAUGCAGUAGAAAGAUUUUAUCGAGUAUAUUCCUCGGUUUAUCAUACAACUCAAGCAAUCUUGCCAAAGUCGAUAGUUCACACGGUUGUUCAUUUUACAAUCCGCUUUUAUCAUCGCACAGAUUAUAGUUUACAUGUAAAACACCAACGAUGUAACGCUCAGAUUUGGUAUUAAUCAGGUGAAAAGAGCAUUGUUGCAUUUUAUAUGGUUCGAAAAAUUCAACUUUUUCUUCACAAUUUUUUUCAUUUUUAAUAGCACAUGGAGAACUCAUCUCAUUUUGCCUUUCAUCUCAACAGCAGGAGCCUUGAUGCAGAAGUACAACCCUAAAGCCAAGAGUACGGUUGCUCAGCCUCUGUACUUUCAACCACAUGAUACUUUGACAAAGGCAAUAUCUUCUUAAUAUUUCAUGGUUAAAAUGCAGCAACGCCUCUAGGCCCUUACUACUCAGUCAUUUAACUAAGUUUAUGAUGAAUGACUAUUCUGAUCAUGCAUGUUGUUUUUUUCAAACAUGGUGCUAACCGAUGAUAAGCAUUUUUAAUUCAAUAAAGCCCAAAGGAAGGAAGAAUUUCAGUGACCUUUCUGUAAUAAAUUUGCCUGCAUACUGA